UCCCCACUACAAAAACAAAAUACAAAAGUAAAAUCAGCAGCAUCACAGCCAUAUAGUCAGGCCAUAUGAUAAGGAAGUUGUCUAGAAACAGAACAAAUAAAUAAUUCAGGGUAAGGAGGAAGGAAAAUGCCAUAAGGGGUAUAGAUAAAAAUUUAAUAAGCUAUUACAGAAAUUGAAGGAUCCAUUUUAUAUUGAAAACACUGAUGGAUAUAUUAGGUUUCUUGUUUUAAUUGACAUGGAAUAUAUAUCUUCCUUGUCAAUUAAAAACAAGAAACUGAUGCCACCCCAUGCUCCGUCUAUGCUUCAUCCUUGCUGCUAUAUACAGAAAUUUGCCAAGCUGUGACCUCCACUGAUAUCUCACAAACUGAUGGUGCAUUUUCGUAAAACGACAUUAUGAGAAUGAGCCCCUUUCUGUUCAUGCAUACCUAUCGCACUGACAAAAGGCAACCUGCGAGUACCAAGCUCAGUUCCAUUGAACGUCUCAGCUACAGAUGGUAACGCACAAGCCGAAUGACUGCUAGUCGGCAGUGCACUUUCUGCCAUGUGCCCGGGGACUGUCCCCUAGGGCGUUCCUGGAGAAACUUAGUUCUCAGUUAGUAGCUUAAUUAAUAAGCCUUCCUAAUGCUCCAUGUACAUUAUCGCGUAAAUGCAUUAUGUAGGUUAAAGUAAAUAUACAAUUUUAACUGACGUUGUGUAACUUUCAGAAUGUUGUUGUUUUUACAGCCAUAAUGUACACUUUUUAUUCUGCAAACAUUUACUCACAAAAUAGAUCUUAAGCGUUAUUUUAUACAAAAAAAAAUUCUUAAACCCUCAUCUCAAAUCUAAAAGGAUUAUGGGAAAUCUGCUGCUCGGCCAUCCAUUGAUCACGCCCUGCACGACUUUUGUUUUGACUCAAUUGGUGGCUAUGUAGCCUACAGAUUACCGUUCUCCUAGCAGCAGGAUAUUAUGCGGGCAGCACGAUCGCAGUUGUUUAUUUUCAAAAUAAGAGUCCCCCCGCAAAAACACGCUAAAUUGGGAAUAUCUAUUUUUUGCAGUCCAGUGCAGUACAACUGUUUUUCACAGCACUGCAACCACCUUUGAAAAAAAUAUAAUUUCACGCAUUUUAUUAUAUAUUUUCCACCCCACUUUAGCUGAGACAGAAAAGUUCUCUCUCUACAGCCCAAUAUUCUCAACAUACCAGUGUCAACAUUGUAUUUUCAUUAUUGGUCUUAAAAAACAAAAAACAUUUUACAUGACACUCUUAUCCAGAGCGAUUUACAGGAGCAAUUAGCGUUAAGUGCCUUACUCAAGGGCACAGCGACAGAUUUUGUACCUAUUCGGCUUGGGGACUCGGACCAGCAACCUUUCCGUGACUGGCUUAACGCUCUUAACCGCUAGGCUGCCUGCCUCCAUAUUUUUUAUUUGUUUUCAUAAAUUACUUAUUGCAUUUUCUUGUUGGAACAAUAAAAGUGGCCAUUGAUUAAAAUUCAAUAUAAAUUGAAUUAGUUAUCCACAUUGCAAUGGUUUGAAACGGGGGGCUUUAACGUGGAAGGUAGCGUCAUUACCCUACAAAAGUGACAUAAUUUGUGCUGCUGGCAAAAUACUAGUAGCCUACAGUACCUAACGUUAGCAAGCAAUACAAAUACGUUUAUCAUGGACGGUAGAAAGGCCGUAGAACUAGAAGUGUAUUUAGAUUUAUUGUCACAACCAUGUAGAGCAAUACAUAUAUUUCUGAACUGCAAUAAAAUUCCACACAAGGUGAAAACUGUUGCAUUACGAAAAGGGGAGAAUAGGACACCAGAGUAUACAAAACUCAAUCCCAUGCAGAAGGUCCCAGUAAUGGUCGACAAUGACUUUGUUCUGACUGAGAGUGAUGCCAUAUUAAAAUACCUGGCCACCAAAUACGAUGUCCCAGGUAACUGGUAUCCACGCCACCCAGAGAGGAGGGCGAGAGUGGAUGAGUACACAGCAUGGCACCAUACCAACACCCGGCCACAUGCGGCCAAGGUCUUUCUCAUGGAGGUUUUACUGCCCCAAAUGACAGGACAGCCAACAGACCCACUGAAGGUGGAGAGGGCUUUGGCAGACCUGAGUGACAUUUUGGAGAAGCUGGAGAACAUGUUCCUCAAGAGGCAGCCCUUCCUCUGUGGAGAUGACAUCAGCCUGGCUGACCUGCUGGCCGUGUGUGAACUCAUGCAGCCCCUAGGUGGCGGCAGAGACAUCCUGAAGGAUCAUCCCAAGAUGUUGAGCUGGAAGAGUCGUGUCCAGUCUGCGCUGGGGGACUCCUUUGACGAGGCACACACAGUGCUGUACAGUCUCCGGGACAGGUCCAAAGCCAAGCUAUGAAAUAAUCUCAAUAUGGUUUGAUAUUAAAGCUUGCACAAUGCUUGAAAGCAACCAGAUGUAUUUACUGAUUAUGUUUGUGCUGUCCAUGUUGACCUAGAGAUUGAUGUUGUUGAUAGGCUCUAUGGGAGAGUGAUCAGUGCCUUACAUGAGCCUCUGUAUGAUAUGCUACAAAAUUACUAGAUGGUUUAGCAUUAUGGACCUUGAUCUGGAGUGGAGAUGGGAAAUGUGGAAUAGAGUAAGAUACAUUUUUCAAUGAUAUACAACUGCCUAGAAUUAAGGGAUGUAUAACAAUAAAACCCAGUGGAAAAUA
This is a messenger RNA of Coregonus clupeaformis (lake whitefish), 2635 nucleotides long. RefSeq names its product glutathione S-transferase theta-1. Gene Ontology annotation, cellular component: cytoplasm. The record is from RefSeq and is a predicted model, not a curated record. Gene Ontology annotation, biological process: glutathione metabolic process. The transcript has 5 exons. Gene Ontology annotation, molecular function: glutathione transferase activity. Bases 1633 to 2325 code for a protein of 230 amino acids. Lineage: Eukaryota; Metazoa; Chordata; Actinopteri; Salmoniformes; Salmonidae.